Molecule: messenger RNA, 2779 nt
Organism: Folsomia candida
Lineage: Eukaryota; Metazoa; Arthropoda; Collembola; Entomobryomorpha; Isotomidae
Product: transcription factor RFX3
Exons: 10
Coding region: 626-2503 (625 amino acids)
Biological process (GO): regulation of transcription by RNA polymerase II
Molecular function (GO): RNA polymerase II cis-regulatory region sequence-specific DNA binding; DNA-binding transcription factor activity, RNA polymerase II-specific
Source: RefSeq, a predicted model, not a curated record
ACUGUGAAUAAGAAUAGCGAUUAUACAUAAAGUGAACGAGUUAUGUACUGUGCGGGUGGAGCUUAAACCUACGGCCUCCUGAAGUACCUUGUGCUGAGACUAGGGUUUCUCGUGAGUUUAGCUCCAUUCGCACAGCACAUAACUAACUCACUUCAAGUAUAAUUUUGUCCCGAUUUGCUAAAUAUCUCAGUCCGCCUCCGCCUGUUUAUCUUUUUUAUGUGACUAAUUUGCAUAAUUAUUCUUAAAUCAUUGUCGCAUAUUGCAUCACUAGCAUUAAUUACGAUCUUUAAAAAAUUACAUCAAAGUUAAUCAUUUUAAUUUACAUUUUACAAAACACCAGGAAAAGAGUGGAUGAACUCGAAUGACCUCACAGUUCAUUUCUCCGUCUCUGCCUGCCUCUUUUCUCCACAAGCCAGCUCAUCCACUUUUCACAACUCGCAUCGUCCUCAUUCGCUUCACUCUUCUGCCUUGGACGGACGUAUUUUGUUCCUGACGCCACGACGACAUCAGUGUCGACAAAUCCAGUUGUACCAGAGGUAAAAAUAAUUAAGAGUGUUUGAAAGAGUUUCUAUUGCUUUGGGAGAAUUUUAAAACGCUGAGCACGAAGUUUUUUGGAGGUAUUACAAUGGGUAGGAAACGUGGUCAUCGUCAAAAGCCGAGGGGGCCCUCUUCAAUCAGGUCGCAGGACGAUUCAUUCUCAAAGUUGGAUGAGUGUAGUGACACCGAAGAGAAGAGCAGCAGCUUGUCCCUUUGCGACAGCCCCAUUCUCACGCAGGCAUUCCGAACAACGAGAAGCACUGCGAGAAGAAAUGCGGCCCUAGCAAUGGGGCUCAAAGACUCUAGCAUGGGGUCAAGUCCACCCAGAAAAAUGAGUAAAGAUAAUGAUUUGAAGGGAUUUCAAGGGGAGCCAAUGUAUGUCAAGUUUGAAACGGACAAAACUAAUGAAGACGGUGACAACAAAAAAAAAUAUCGUGCUCAACUUCAAAAUCUUGUGGACAAAUUUGUAUUUGUCAAGAAAUCCUUUAUUUCAAAAUAUGUUAAGGAUAACGGUAGUUCGUUGGAGGAUAAAGACUUUUUCUUUUUUUCGGAAAGCGACGAUGACGAAGAUGAUGAAUUUGCCGAUUGUUCUCCACUGGAUUAUCUUGGAAAACGUCGCGACACUGGCCCGUUUGUCCAACUGCAAGUUGACCAUUCCGUUACACUAUCCUUUGACUCGGGGUUACUGAAUGUUUUCGAGUCAAUGUAUCACUCGCAUUGUCAGAUGAUUUUGACUCACGUUGAAAAGUUUGAUCCAAGACUAAUCUAUAAUGAGUGGAAGCUAUUUUGGCGAAACAAGCCUCACAGUACACAUGAGGAAGUUGGGGCUGUCCAUUAUAAGAGUCUCAUGUCCAAAUCUACUCUAUUCAAAAUAUGCUCACUGGAAUCUGUCCAACAAUACAUCAUGUCCAUGGAUCUGUUCACGUACCAGUACGCCAUCGAUAUUUUAUAUCCAUGCUUGUCGAAAGGAAUGCCUAUCUCAAUGGUCAACACCGUGCGAUCUUUCAUUAAGGAGGGUCUGUACCUCUUUAACAAAAUCUUGGAAGACUAUCCCAAAUUGAUGGUCAGUAUCAAGAUACGCUGUUUCCAAACGUUGCUCGUCAUGUUGGAUGAUUACUCAAACUUGAACAGGAUGUUAAAGUCGGCCGUGUCCACUAUUCGAAAUGUGGACAAUAUACAAGCCAUGCAUUCAGAACUUUGUCGUUCCAUUAACUUUGAGAACAUGGAGAAACAAGUAGCUCUAUUCAAGAAGCAGAGUGCACUUCUCGUUCAAAAUAAUCUAAUUCUUGAAUUCAGACAGAACUUGGAUCAACACCAGAAUUACUCGAUAAAAUGUUGGGUUCACUGGGGGGAAAUGGUUGCUCAAAGAUUAGUUGAGGAAAGCAAUCGUCAGGUUGCAGAAGGAGAAGUCACAAAACAAAUGGAAUGCCCGUUUUCUAUUUGGAAAAAUGCAAGCGAUCGCAUGUUGGGAGCCAUUGUAAAAGAUAAUGCUGUCAGUUUUGAGGUUUUUAAAGGAUUCCUGCAAUGGUGUGAUAACAUAAUCCAACACAUUACAAAGUUGACCAUUGCGCGCUCCGAGGGCUACACUCUUCCCAUCUUUUACUACGAAACGAUUCUAAGGGAACGUGAUCAAACGUGGCGAGAAAAUACCAAAAUUUACAAAUCCAUGGCUCUCGCUCAACAACAAAAUCGUGAUCAACCAGGAGGGAGUCGUAAUGUCCAUGCGGGCGCUGAGGAAAUUUUAGGACCUGCACAUCACUUCAUUCUGAAUGACAAUAGCAAUAGCAACGAUCCACUCUCAAAUUAUAAUCCUCCCAUCAGUCCAGAUUACCGAAAGCCUACCGUAACAUAUUUCAAUCCAAUGUCAUUAACAAACGGACAAACUAUGUCGUUCGCCACAAAUGCGCCGGGACCCUCUACGUCAUCGUCGGAUCACACCGUCCCUGACAACGUCUACCACAACUAAGAUUUACAGUUUGAGAAUAUCAGAAGAUCAAUCACCCAAUCAUGUUUUUAAUCAAAUAUUUGAAGAAUUUUUAUCUUGUUAAUUCAGAGAUUGCUAUCUUACCAUUGUCAUAUUAUUAUGCUACCUACUUUUAUUUAAUUAUUAUUACUUAUUAUGCCUUUAACAUGUAUUUUAUCUUGUUCCAUACAUACUGAUUGUUUCCAAAUUCUAGCCUAAUUUGUGAUGAUACAAUUAUCUUGCCUGAUAUAAACUGCAUAAACUUGUAUGUAAAAAAAA